AUGGUUCUUGCACGUGUGCAAGAUUGGGCGUCUUCUGCUGUGGCCACCUACUUUGACAGACUCAGCGUCUUGCGGCUGGCCGUAUUGGCCGCGGCUUGGCGCCGCAUCCUCGGUGCCUUGUCCGACCUCGGCGUGUUCGGCACGGUGCACGUGGAUGAGGAUACGUUCCGUACGGUGUGCGUCCAGGCUCUGCACUCCCGCCAAAUCCCGAUGCCCGAGCUCCUUCUGCAGUGGGGCGACUUGGGGUACUCUGAGGCGAUCGUACCCUUGGGACCAGUGCCAUCUGCAGAGGCAAAGACCGUCGACUUCUUGCAGUACGCGACAGUCGGGGCUCUCUGCGACCCUACGGCCGACGUCCCACAGGCGGGGUGGUUUCUUCUUCGCCCAUGA
This is a messenger RNA of Emiliania huxleyi CCMP1516, 390 nucleotides long. RefSeq lists its product as hypothetical. The record is from RefSeq and is a predicted model, not a curated record. Lineage: Eukaryota; Haptophyta; Isochrysidales; Noelaerhabdaceae. The transcript has a single exon. The coding region runs from base 1 to 390 and encodes 129 amino acids.